Molecule: messenger RNA, 1093 nt
Organism: Papaver somniferum (opium poppy)
Lineage: Eukaryota; Viridiplantae; Streptophyta; Magnoliopsida; Ranunculales; Papaveraceae
Product: carboxylesterase 1-like
Exons: 1
Coding region: 26-1033 (335 amino acids)
Molecular function (GO): hydrolase activity
Source: RefSeq, a predicted model, not a curated record
ACCCUCACCCAAUCAAUAUCCAAUAAUGGCAGAUCAAACUCAUCAGCAAGCAACAGAUAAAUCCAGUACUACUGCUAAAACAGGUUUCGCCUGGGAUAUUGAUGCUGCUACAACCGAUCCUUAUGAAAAACUUAUGUGCAUCCACAAUCCUGACGAUGAUAGUCUCAUUAGAAACCUCCCAAUUCCAGUCACUCCCUUAGAUCAAAACACCAAAGACAUUUCUUUAAAUCCUGACCGGAAAACCUCAAUUCGAAUUUUUCGACCAGCAACCGAACUCUCCGUAACAAAUAAGCUUCCUGUCAUAAUUUACUUUCAUGGUGGUGGUUUCAUUCUUUUCAGUGCAGCUUCAACUAUUGUCCACAACUUCUGCCAAUCCAUUGCUACUCAUUUACCUGCAGUAGUCGUAUCGGUAAACUACCGUCUUGCGCCCGAAAGCCGACUUCCCGCUGCCUAUGAUGAUGCUGUGGAUGGCCUCAACUGGGUCAAAACUCAAGCUUUAGACACCUUAAAUGGUGAACCAUGGCUGAAAGAGUAUGCUGAUUUCUCGAAUUGUUUCAUCAUGGGAUGCAGCUCUGGUGCUAAUAUUGCAUAUUACGCCAAUUUGAGAGCAUUAGAAAUGGAUCUUGAACCAAUUAAGAUCAACGGGCUAAUAUUACACAUACCUUUCUUUGGUAGUCUUGAGAGAACUGAAUCAGAACUAAGAUUGAUCAAUGACCCGUACUUGGCACCUUCUGUGAGUGAUGUCAUGUGGGAACUGGCUUUGCCGGUCGGGUCUAGCCGUGAUCACGUUUACUGUAAUCCAAGACAUGAUGAUGGUGAAUCAUCUGGAAUUAAGGUAGGGUUGACCAAGAGGUGUUUAGUGAUUGGAUUUUAUGGGGAUCCGGUAAUUGAUCGACAAAUUCAGCUUGUGAAGAUGUUGGAGGAAAAGGGUGUGAAGGUUGAGACCUGCAUUGAAGAAGGGUACCAUGGGAUGGCAUUCUAUGACCCUAAAACACUUGAAUCAUUGCUCGGAAAACUGAAAAUUUUCAUUUGACUUUCUCUGUUAUUAAUUGAUAGUCCAUGAAUCUACUUUUUUAUUAAGAUGAAAAUAUAC